This is a messenger RNA of Telopea speciosissima, 1870 nucleotides long. RefSeq names its product chaperone protein dnaJ GFA2, mitochondrial-like. Gene Ontology annotation, biological process: response to heat; protein refolding. Bases 184 to 1587 code for a protein of 467 amino acids. Lineage: Eukaryota; Viridiplantae; Streptophyta; Magnoliopsida; Proteales; Proteaceae. The transcript has 18 exons. Gene Ontology annotation, cellular component: cytoplasm. The record is from RefSeq and is a predicted model, not a curated record. Gene Ontology annotation, molecular function: heat shock protein binding; ATP binding.
UCUAGACGUUUCGAACGGUACAGGGAAGCAAGAGAGCGAGUGUGGCGGGAGGAAACUGGGAAAAGCUCUGCUUCGCCUCAAUUUCCUUCCAAUUAGGGUUUUACCUUAGAAAGUUUGUUCGACAAGAAAGAAAGCGAUUUCCUGAAUUCCUUUUUCGUUUGAACGCCAUUUUCUUCCAAUCCAAUGGUGCGCUCUAAUGGUGCUAGACUUGCUUACUGGUUUGCUCGCCGCUCCCUCGGUUCGAAGCUCAUCGACGAUUCUUCAAUUACCUUAAACGAUUCUUUGCGCCGAGGGAACUGUCGGGGUUUUGUUUCAGGAAUCUGCAAUUCAUCUCGGUUGUUGGGAUUUGGGAAUUCAGAAAAUGUUAAUCAGAGAAAUGGGGUGUGGGUUGGAAUUUUACAUGACAGUUCGUUCGCUAAGAGAUUGUUUCAUGGGACGGGGUCAACGCACAUGGCUGCCAGAGACUAUUAUGAUAUACUUGGAGUAAGCAAGAAUGCAAGUGCAUCAGAAAUAAAGAAAGCUUAUUAUGGGCUAGCCAAGAAGCUUCAUCCAGAUACAAAUAAAGAUGAUGCUGAUGCAGAGAGGAAGUUUCAAGAAGUUCAGAAGGCCUAUGAGGUCUUAAAAGAUGAAGAAAAGAGACAACUUUAUGACCAGGUUGGUCCUGAUGCAUUUGAACAAGCUGCUGCAGGGGGUGGUGGCCCUGGUGGUCCAUUUGGAGGUGCUGGAUUUGGGAAUCCAUUUGAGGACAUCUUUGGUGGUGGUGGCGGUGGCGGUGGAUUUAAUGAUUUCUUCAAGAAUUUCUAUCAGCGUGGUUUUGGCGGCCAGGAUGUCAAGGUUUCACUUGAAUUGUCAUUCAUGGAGGCCGUUCAGGGUUGCACCAAAACUGUGACAUUUCAGGCUGCUGUACCUUGUGAUGCUUGUGGUGGUUCUGGUGUUCCUCCUGGAACCAAGCCUGAAACAUGUAAACCAUGUAGAGGCUCUGGAAUGAUAUACAUGCAGAAGGGCCCAUUCAGGUUGCAGUCCACCUGUACACAUUGUGGUGGAUCAGGGAAAAGUGUGACGAGCUUUUGCAAAUCGUGUAAAGGAGAACGUGUUAUGAUGGGAUCAAAAUCAGUCAAGCUUGAUAUUAUGCCAGGAAUUGAUGAUAGUGAAACAAUGAAGGUGUAUAGAGGUGGUGGAGCAGAUCCUGAUGGCACUCAACCUGGUGAUCUCUAUGUUACAAUCAAAGUCCAAAAGGACCCCGUUUUUCGGAGAGAAGGCUCUGAUAUCCAUGUUGAUGCUGUUCUGAGUAUCACUCAGGCUGUUCUUGGAGGAAGCAUCCAGGUCCCAACUCUUACGGGAGAUGUUGUUCUUAAGGUCCGUCCAGGCACUCAACCCAAACAAACAGUUGUUCUGAAGAGAAAAGGGAUCAAAGGCAGGAGUUCUGUAUCGUUUGGAGAUCAAUAUGUGCACUUCAAUGUUAGCAUCCCAACGCACUUGACACACAGACAGCGUAAGCUAUUUGAAGAGUUUGCGAAGGAGGAGCAAGGAGAAUAUGAUAAGGGUGCUACUGCUACUGAUGAUGCUGCAGCUGGAGCAUCUGGCUGAGCACUGUGCGCCGAGUGCAUGCGUGGUGAACUCAUUCCUUGAAAUUUAGUUACCCACAAUGGAAUUUUGUAGGAGAGCUUUAGGUUUUGUUUACUUGAACCUUUUUUCUCCCCUUUCUCUUUAUAAUGUCUUUGUACGAUAUUUAAUUAUUUUUGGGUCUUAGAAUCAUAUUUAGUUAUCAAGGCCACAUAUCAAUAGGUCCACAUUCUUCAGGAGCUAAUCAUUGUACAUAAUAAAUAUUUUUUGUUAUGGGGAAAAUGAAUGGAAUCCAGAGUAGUUUCAU